AUGCUCGACAAGGUGCUCCAGGCUGUCGUCUCCGCGGGCGUCGCGGUCGCGACGAUCAAGUACGCCGGCGCCGUCGGCGGCGGCGCGAACGUCGGCGUCAUCGCGGAGAACAAGUCCGUCGUCCGAAAGCUCUACCGCGAGGUGUGGAACCAGACGGACAAGCUCAAGGCGAAGACCGCGGCGUCCAAGUUCGUCUCCGACGAUCACUUCCUCAUCGACCCCUCCGACCCGUCCCCGUCCCCGGGAACGGACGCGUACAUGCAGUCCGUGAUCCGCCUCCGCGACGCGAUGCCGAACUACGUCAUCGUCGUGGACGACCUCAUCGCGCAGGGGAUCAAAGUCGUCGCGCAGUUGUCGUACAAGGCGAGCGUGAAGGGGCGGGAGGCGCGGUGGACGGGCACCGCGGUGAUGGAGCUCGAGGACGGGAAGGCGCGUUCUCCUCACACCGGUCCCCAUACGACCGCCAUAUCCGCGCUCAUUCAGCUCGGGUUACUCCAGGACGUCGUCGAGGGCGCGGCGCAGUUUAAAGGGAAAGAUCUGCAGGUGGUCGAAGCUCUGUUGGGGCGAUCGGAGGCGCACCCGCGGCAGGUGUUGACCGGGGACGACUGGCUCGUGUACUUUGACCGCGUCUCCGCCGCGGGCGAGGGUACCGGGUCCGGCACCGACAGCGACGGGACCGUGGGCAUGAAGGCGGUGAUGCGGGUGGACUCGAAGACGGGGCUGGACAUAUGCGCGUGA
Messenger RNA from Micromonas pusilla CCMP1545, 738 nucleotides. RefSeq lists its product as uncharacterized. Bases 1 to 738 code for a protein of 245 amino acids. The record is from RefSeq and is a predicted model, not a curated record. Lineage: Eukaryota; Viridiplantae; Chlorophyta; Mamiellophyceae; Mamiellales; Mamiellaceae. The transcript has 2 exons. Gene Ontology annotation, biological process: polyketide metabolic process.